UCUUCUAUUGGCUGUUUCAUGCAGGCAACAGGUGCAUUAAUUAACCAUCUUGGUUUGUUGAAGCAAGUAAACAAAGCUGUCGUAGUUAGUCAGUAUAUUGAUUAGCCUACAUAUAUCGUAGUUAGCCUAUUUUAUGCUGUGAAGAGAUAUGAAGCAUAAUUUACCAUCAGUAUUUAUUUUCUUGGUCUUGGGUACAUACGUGUAUGCUUUACAGUCGCGCGUCGCCAUUGCGCCACAUUCUCUCAACGAUUCGCCAUCAACACGUUAUGGAAAUUAUUUUCACGAAACCGCCCGCGAUUCACCUUAUUUACAACUUCCCAUAUUUCAGCAUUCCAGAAUUCCUCUUCUGGAUAAAGAACAGUUUUCUCCCGCGCGCGGAGUGGGUCGCGAGCAACUUCCGGAGGACACGAGAAAAGUUCUCAUCCCUGGGGACGCGCCGCCUGCAACGUCCCGACGCAACGGUCGAUCGUAUGGAAUAAACGUCGCGUGUUACCUCAAGAAAAUGGUUGUUAAAGUAAACAAACAGAUUUUAGGGCCCAGCGGCUUUCAGGACAAAUUAAAACUCGGCACGUGCGACAUAAGCAAGUCUACGAAGAACUAUUAUUUAUUUAUUUAUGAUAUGGAUCAGUGUGGCAGCAAGAGAAAGAUGAUAAAUAACAGAGUUGCAUACUCCAACAUACUGCACUAUUCUCCUGUGAGCGCCCAGGGGUCGAUUCGUCGUGCCAUGCCUUUCAUCAUUAAAAUUGAAUGUCACUUUAACAGGUAUCAUUACUCGUACAAAAUUGGUUUCACACCUCAAGUCAAUUUUCAGAACUACUUUAGACCCCUGAAAACGGUGGACAGUUUCGCACUCACUCCCCGUGAUGCACAAUGGAGAAGGUUGUCACCCACUGAAGCGUAUACCAUUGGUCACCCCAUGUACUUUCAGGCAGAUGGACCUUCUCUUGCCGAGGAUGAAAGACUGUUUGUGGAUUCCUGCUAUGCGACCGUUAACCGUUCUCAUUUGUCCAAGCCACGUUUUACAGUUAUUGAAAACCAUGGGUGCAUGACUGAUAGCAAGAGCAGCAGAUGGUCAAGGUUCAUACAGAGUAAGGAAAGGAAUGUUGUGCAGUUUUCCUUGGAUGCAUUUCUAUUUUAUGGAAUGUCGGGAAAGCAUCUGUACAUGCAUUGUAAAAUAUCUGUAGGAGGUGUAACUCCAACACCAAGUUCAAAGUUGUGCACCUACAACCAGGCAACAAAACGAUGGGAAGAGUUGUACGGUUUUAAUUCUGUGUGCUCGUGCUGUGACUCCAAGUGUACAGCAUUUGAACGUCCUGCGACCAGCAAGGUGAUCACCAGUGAUGUCUGGACCAUGGAGUCUGAUUGGAAAAUUAUUGAAGAAGAGCCAACAACUGCAGUCAAUUCAAGAGUGGAGGAUGCACGUAUGGUCCAAAUAAUGGCCACGUUGGCACCUGAUUUUGGCCCGCAUCAUUAUGUGCCUGGACUGGCUGUGGUGGAGAAAGCAGACGAGUAUGUAGAGCUACGCAGAAGGUUUGAGGAGGUAUUUGGAUUGGACUGAACAUGUAAUCAGGUCAGGAAUCACAACAUUUUAGUCUUAUUUUUAAUCGCACUUGAAAUGGUAAUAAAUCUGGACAUGCCCUUUUGAAACAACCAUGUUUUUCUUUUAUGUAGCUUUUUAUUUUAGGUAAUGCAAUAGGAGAUACUAUUUGCUUUUUUGAUCUUUGACCUUUUUGACUCAUGUUGAAUGCUCUAUGAAGUACUUGAGGACACUCCAUCUAGUAUAUACAUCUUCAGGUUUUUUGUAUUUUUCACUUUGACACAUGCUUUGUGUUGUAUAUUGCUGCAAAUAAAUUCUUCCAUACCUUAAUGCAAGGCAUGAUGGACCCAGAAUGA
Molecule: messenger RNA, 1893 nt
Organism: Misgurnus anguillicaudatus (oriental weatherfish)
Lineage: Eukaryota; Metazoa; Chordata; Actinopteri; Cypriniformes; Cobitidae
Gene: zp3d.2
Product: zona pellucida glycoprotein 3d tandem duplicate 2
Biological process (GO): egg coat formation; positive regulation of acrosome reaction; binding of sperm to zona pellucida
Cellular component (GO): extracellular matrix
Molecular function (GO): acrosin binding
Source: RefSeq, a predicted model, not a curated record